Molecule: messenger RNA, 3824 nt
Organism: Physcomitrium patens
Lineage: Eukaryota; Viridiplantae; Streptophyta; Bryopsida; Funariales; Funariaceae
Product: transcription factor EAT1
Biological process (GO): regulation of DNA-templated transcription; anther wall tapetum development
Molecular function (GO): protein dimerization activity
Source: RefSeq, a predicted model, not a curated record
CAGAAGAAGUUGAGACCGUCUUCACUAAUAAAUCCUACAGACCGAGGCUAGCACUAGUGGUAGAAAUAUUACAAUGAUAAUGGAUGCAUGUGGACACCAGUGUCAGCAUGUCAAGCUUGUCUGUAGUACUUGACAGUUUCGUCUCAAAUAAUUUUUCUCCAGCUGAUUCAUUGAUAGGAAUGAAUCCAGUCUCAGUCUACCAACAGUGAAACGCGGCCCGGCACUGGUUCUCCUUUGUCCAGACAAUGAACACAUUGUCUUGUAUAUCUUUUUCACUGGCCAGAUCCGGCUGUGGAUUCUACCUGAUCAUGCUCUGGUCUUGCACUUAAUUUGACAUCGUUAUGUUGCACCAGUUCUCGUCAGCUGCGCCUCCCUCGAUUCAGCUUGUACAUGUAGAUACUAUCGAGGGGCCUAGGCGCGCUACGAUCGCGGCCACCCCUAAUUACAGAUGAUACCUCAGCGCCAGUUACCGUAACCACCACAAUGUACUCGAAAGUAUAAGAAAGCAAGAACUGUGACAGGGUACCUAAAAAGCUUCAGAAAGGGAACAUAUGUUGAUAAUUUCUAUCCUAAGCAUUAACACAUGAUCCUGGGAGAAUAAUUUUGUUGACAGCUCUGCAGGACGGCGUUUCGCGGGGGAUGAGGAGACGAGGUGAAUCCGAACCACCCCGAUCGUAUUUCAAGGCAGGACCAGGUGAAUAUCGCUGCCUAUUUAAGCCAGGGAUGAUGUGCAAGUCGGAAGAGGACGAAACGGGUUAUUACGCGCGACGGUAGGUUGCAAGAAUGGCCCCCAAUGAAAGAUGGACGCGGUUCCUGGCAUGAGAUGUAAUCCCUCAAGCGACCGAAGUCGGAAACAUCACGCUAUGUAUAGACGAAGACCUGCAUGCUGUGGCGCGGCACUUGAUCCAAAACGAGCAGAAAGAGUUGGCGUGGAGCAAGACAUUCAAGGCUUAUAGUGUAUAAUGCAUACCGGUGACGGCGAAAAGGGGAACAUGGGCGGCAACCGAGGCUCAUGGUAGGGUCACGGCGUCUUGACCGUCAGCUACCACCGUCGGAUUUUGGUAGCAAGUGCUACUGGGUCCGGGAAGACAAUAUCAGACGCACAAAGCGACGGGCAAGGGCUGAUCAAGGGGAUGUGUCAGAGGCAGCUUUAGUGAUUCCAGUCGCAAAGAAGAAGAAGACGCGGCCAAGGUUUCUUCAUUUCUUGCUCUGGUCGUCGUCGCUACCGAGUGCUCACCCACCUCUUAUCCAUUAACCUCUCCUGGAAGUCACCUCGCAGUGGAUAGACGCCAGAAACUAUGGCUUAAAGUUUGUGUGUUGUAUUUUGUUGUGUUUCCUGUUCCAUCUCUGAUCUCCAUAGGAGCCCCUAGUUUCUAACUCUAGGCUUACAGAUUACCUUCUGUUCCAGGUGUUUUAGGAGUUUUUUCUUCUUUUUGUUGGGAGUUCUUCCAUGUCUUGAGUUGUUGAUGUUUAGCACCGUAGGCUGUCUCUGAGUGCCUAAUCGUUCAUUGAAGUGAAGAGGUUUUCUUUAAGAGCACGUCAAUGUGCCCGCAGACUACACUCUCUGCUCGGGAGGCUGGUAGAGAAUGCCUGCGACAUGGAUCAGAGUCGGGCCUUGCAGAUUGUGAAAGAGAGUUUCAAGAGCGAGCGAGGAGUCAUGCAAACGACCUCGAGAGGAGUCCCUCGAUUCUGCCUAAGACGCCUACCUCACCGGAGAUCCUUGAUCACGAAAUCAACGUUUCCAGUCAGCUGUUGAGUUCGAGGCCAUCUCGACCUAAAGACAACAUGCACCGAUAUAACAGCCAAAAUAAUAUGACAUAUGAUGAUUCGCGGUACUUCAAUGGGACCCAGGAAUCGACAUUUGAGGUUGAAAGUGAAGCACCUGAGGCCGCCGGGCGCAAUAUGAUGCUGAAUUUUGGUGGAACAAUGGAUAGACUAGAUCCAUCAGCGAGCUUCCCUGGGUUAGGUGAGUUACCGUCAAAUGGAAUGGAACCAGCCGUGGAGCAAAACCUGACGGGUACUUUCACGGGAGACUUGAACUCUACUGCAUACGAAGUUGGGGAUGAUCAUAAUCAUCUGCUUCAGGAAAUGCUCCAACAGCAUUCGCAAACCCAGCAGGCUCAACUAUCGGAUGCUAAUUCCCAGGUUCCAGCUACAGCAAGUCAUGGGGCUUGGGAAGACAGUCUUAACGUUUUACAAGAAAUGGUCCACCUUCAGCAGCAACAACAAGUACAGCAGAUAUAUAACCAGGCUCAAACUGAAGCGCAUGAGUUCAAUCAAAGUUACAGUGCCGAUCGCUUUCGAAACGCACCAUAUGGCAGCGGUGCAAAAUUUCCCGGCGAAUCUGAUUUACUAAAUCUCUUCCAGUUUCCCAGAAGUACCUCGACAUCUCUCAUACCAAGCUUUGGCUAUACAACAGGCAUCAGAGGGAAAGGUCCCUGGUAUUCGACUUCCACAAUCUCAGGUCCAGUCAAUACUGAUAACAGAAGCAUCGGCGUUGAUCCUCUUCUUGCUCAUCACUCACAAAAUUCCUCACAAGGCUUUUUCCACAACUUAUCGCGAGGAAAUACUCCAGAGGCCUCGAGGCAUGGUGGACCAGCUACACUAGUGGAUCUGGACCAAGAGAGAGAAGUCUUGAGCGGCAAAAAUAUAGUGUAUGGAUCCAAGCGGGAGCUCGGAGCUGCAUCGGCCAAAGGAGAGCCGCGGGGAGUCAACCAUUUUGCAACCGAACGACAGAGGCGAGAAUACCUUAAUGAGAAAUAUCAAACUCUACGCUCGUUGGUGCCUAAUCCAACGAAGGCGGACAGGGCAUCGAUAGUAGCAGAUGCUAUUGAGUACGUGAAAGAACUCAAAAGGACAGUUCAAGAAUUGCAGCUGCUGGUGCAAGAGAAGAGACGAGCAGCGGGUGAUUCCAGUGGCGCAAAGCGACGGCGAUCCUUGGACGCCACAGACACUUAUCCAGGGGCCUGCACGCCUGAAAAUGCUUCUAACGGGCAUCUUGUGAUGCAAAAAGGCAAUGACACCUUUUCUGCGGAUGGCUCACAACUGAGAUCUUCCUGGCUUCAAAGAACUUCACAAAACGGAACACAUGUGGAUGUGCGCAUAGUCCACGACGAGGUGACAAUAAAAGUAAACCAGAGGAGAGGAAAAACCUGCCUAGUAUUUGAUGUCAUCUCCGUGCUACAAGAGCUCCAAUUGGAUCUUCUUCAAGCCAGUGGCGCUACCAUUGGCGAACACGAUGUUUUCCUCUUCAAUACGAAGAUCCUGGAGGGAUCCUCUACAUUUGCAGGGUAUAUUGCGGUAAAGCUGCUGGAUGCUCUUGAUCGCCACUUCGUCAUCAAUCAAUAGAUACCACCUGCUCCGUAAUUGGAGACUCUAAAGGGGUAGACGAGUUCCACUAGUACAAAAUUAUACAUUCACUUUGUAUGGGUACGAAAAGCGUUAGAGAGCCUAAGAAAAGUGCACCCUUACAGUACAGGUAUCUGGCCACAAUAUUAUAGAGCCGGUCAACCUGUUUCGUGAUGCAAUUUAUCAGAGUUGUACAAUUAGUCAAAUUGAGCGGACAGAAGUUAGUUAAAGCUUUACAGAGUCAUAAACGUUGUACAGUUUUUAAUUCCGGGUACCACCCGUAGAGAAAUGACAAAAUCUAAAUUCUAGUUAGGCAUACUCCAUCGAGACGUUCAGCCUUAGUUAUGACUGGCAGAAUACACCUAGCAUGAUCUGCUAAUUAAGAUAUCCUUAACUUUUUACAGGCAUCACAGAUGAUGAUCCUAAACGUAAACACGAUGAAGUGCUAUGAUCUUGGCACUUACUCGAUUUCUCAA